CGCUCUGCUCCUCGCUGCUCGCGCCUCCCCUCUCCCUUCCCUGCUCUCUCCCGGCGCGCCCCACCCUCCGCCCCGCGCUCCGCUCCAGCGCAGGCACCGGCCGGCGGGCGCGGGGAGUGGGGCACGGGCGGCGCUCGCCUCUGCGGAGCCGGCCGGCGGCUGCGACCGCCGCGCACUGCCCAGACCGCACCGCCCCGGCUGCCGUCUCCCGGCUGCCCGUACGGAGUGCGCCGGACAGCCCGAGUCAGGACGCCGGCCCGGGGCGCCCGCAGAAAGGCGGGCGGCUGUGGACGCCCGGCCAGCAGCCCACAGCAUGGAUUCGGAUUCCGGCGAGCAAAGCGAGGGCGAGCCGGUGACCGCCGCAGGUCCUGAUGUUUUUAGCUCGAAGAGCCUCGCCAUCCAAGCCCAGAAGAAGAUUCUGAGCAAAAUAGCCAGCAAAACCGUGGCCAACAUGUUGAUUGAUGACACCAGCAGUGAGAUCUUUGAUGAGCUCUACAAAGUCACCAAAGAGCACACCCACAACAAGAAGGAAGCCCACAAGAUCAUGAAAGACUUAAUCAAGGUGGCAAUCAAAAUCGGGAUCCUCUACAGAAACAACCAGUUCAACCAGGAGGAGGUUGUUAUUGUGGAGAAGUUCAGGAAGAAGCUGAACCAGACCGCCAUGACCAUCAUCAGCUUCUAUGAGGUGGAAUUCACCUUUGAUAGGAACGUGCUCUCCAAGCUCCUACACGAGUGCAAGGACCUGGUGCAUGAACUGGUACAGCGACACCUGACACCCAGGACCCACGGGCGCAUCAACCACGUCUUCAACCACUUUGCUGAUGUGGAGUUCCUCUCUACCCUUUAUAGUCUGGAUGGAGACUGUAGACCCAACCUCAAGAGGAUUUGUGAAGGAAUCCAUAAAUUGCUUGAUGAGAACGUCCUUUGAAUACCUUCCCUCCUCCUGGACUUUGCUGCAUUCAUGUUACAGCACCCAAUGUGAUCUAGGUGAGAAUCAAGAAAACAGGAAGAAACCCUUGUCAAAGACACACCCGUGUUCUGUCCUUUUCAUUCCUCCGAUGUUGAUGCCGAAUUGAGCUCAGGUAUUUAUUCCUUGAGCUUGCUGAUGAGGUCUGUACUUAAAGUCACCUUUGUUUGCAAGCCCAAAGGACAUUUCAUCUAUUCUAAGCAGAAAGGCUGCCCUGCUCUUCAAGGAGAGCUCAGUUCAUCUUGUGGAGUGGAAGGAGCCGCCCUGGACCAGGAGUCAGAGGACAUGGGUUUGGUUCCCAGCUCCACCAAUUACGACUCCAGUUUCUGGAUCCUGGAACCAUGGUAUGCCCACCCGCCUGCCUCCCAGGGCUGCUGUGAGGAUCAAAUGAAACAAUGUAUGGUCACGCUUUUGAAAAUACUAAUGUAGGGUCUUAUUUUCUCUUCAGAGUAUAAGAGGGAUCAGUCUGAAUCUAGACUAUUAAGCAGCAAGGAACAGAACAGUAGUCUGUGGUGGGCUGGGUUUACAAUCUGUCUCUAGAUGUGCUAUUUCAAACAAAUUAAAAAUGAAAUCUAAAGACAUGAAAAAAUAUAGCGGCAAUUGGGAAAAUGUUUUUCAAGAGCUGUCAUCUUUUAGAUCUCAGAUGUACAGAUUUAUGAUCCUCCAGCGGGCAAGUAGAGUUUCCCACCCAUCACGCAGAAGCUGAACUGUGCUCCACCUGCAGGACUGGCCUUCCCUCACCCAGGGGGCACAAGCCAUGAGACAUGGGGAGGGUUUGCUCUGGCAUGCACAGCAGAGUCAGGCAAAAAUGAACCCCUGUCUGUCUGUCUUGGCCUUUCAUAGUCAUUUUGUGCUGUUUUCUCUGGUUCAUUAAUAAAUUGAAACUACCC
Molecule: messenger RNA, 1857 nt
Organism: Pteronotus mesoamericanus
Lineage: Eukaryota; Metazoa; Chordata; Mammalia; Chiroptera; Mormoopidae
Gene: TNFAIP8L3
Product: TNF alpha induced protein 8 like 3
Exons: 2
Coding region: 314-928 (204 amino acids)
Biological process (GO): regulation of apoptotic process
Cellular component (GO): cytoplasm
Source: RefSeq, a predicted model, not a curated record